Epinephelus moara (kelp grouper) is the source of this 3256-nucleotide messenger RNA. RefSeq names its product TELO2 interacting protein 2 (gene tti2). The record is from RefSeq and is a predicted model, not a curated record. The transcript has 11 exons. The coding region runs from base 102 to 1718 and encodes 538 amino acids. Gene Ontology annotation, cellular component: nucleoplasm; cytosol; centrosome. NCBI's taxonomy places the organism in Eukaryota, Metazoa, Chordata, Actinopteri, Perciformes, Serranidae.
ACACACUUCCGCUCGGUAAAACUUCCGGAAGUUUCAGUGUGUUUGCCGCGAAUGUGACGAAGGAAAGAUGUUAAUAAAGUAAAAUCUGUUGUUUGUUGUCGAUGGAAGAAACAUCAGCUGCUCGUAUGGAGCUUUCAUCUUUACUUCAUGACCUUCAUCCCACCUCCUCCCCCUCAGAGAAGCCCCUCCCCUCUCCCUCCCUUCCUCCAAUCACAGAGCUCCUCUCUCGGCUGCAGGAGAAGCUGAUUGGUUCGUCUUCCGACUCUGAAAUGAGCUCCCUGAUUGGUCGUGUUGAGCGUUUCCUUCAAGCAGCAGAUCCCCAUUGGCUGUUCUCAGCCAGUCAGGAUGAUGGGUGGGCGGAGCUUCAGGUGGCGUACAGCUCUCUGGUCCGUGCUCUGAUUGGCUGUGCAGCUCUGCCGCUCUGUGAGGACGACUGCGGCUCUCUGCCGGCCGCAGCCUAUCAUAGCGUCCCAAGCAGAGCUGGAGCAGUAUGCUCCGCCCUCACAGCGCUGCUGGGAACUCUGGGAAACAGAGGCAGUCAGACUGGUGUGCUGCUGGCUGUGGCCCCGCCCAUCUGUGUGUUCUCCGUCACUCAUUUCCAGGUUCAGCCGUGGACCAGCUCCUCCUCCAGAGCAGCGGCUCAGAGCCUGCAGGAGGCGCUGCUGAGGGCAGGGGGCUGGAGAGACUCGGCCCACCUCCUGAUGGGGGACAGGAGUCAGGAGGUGGAGGAGGAGGAGGAGGAGGAGGAGGGAGGGAGGAGCAGAGGAAUUCUGGGAGGAAUCCUGGACGUCCUGCAGCCGAGCAGAGGAAUUCUGGGAGGAAUCCUGGACGUCCUGCAGCCUCAGCUGACAAAGGAGUCGUGGCAGCGCUGUGAAGCAGUGAAGGUGGUGUUUGCGUGGACGCUCCUGCAGGUGACUCGUCCCUCUCUGUCCCCUCACCUGUCCCACCUCCUCCCCCCCUCACUCCUCCUCAAUGACCACUACAGACCAGAGAACUGCAUGCUGGGAGUUCGCUGUCUGCACCACAUCGUGCUCAACACGCCUGCUGCAGACCUGCGUCAGUUCAACAGAGCAGAAGUUCUCUACCAGGCCUUAUUCAAACACCUGUACACUACAGAGGCUGCUGUCAUCCAGUCUGUCUUGUCCUGUUUGUUGGACCUGUUGUUGGUUUUGGAGAAGCCCCCCUCGUCUCUUGCCCCCUCCUCCUCCUGCAGGAAGCCCUGCCGUCAUGACGAUGUGCUGCGUCUGGUCCUGACUCACAUGGAGGCGGAGCACAAGGUGGCACUGCGACACGUCUACGCCACCGCUCUCCCUCUGUACAUCGACAGGAUGGGCGUGGCGGUGUGCAGACACCUGCGGCGGCUGGAGUGGGUGGUGCUGGGAUACCUGGAAGUCAGAGACCCACCUGAGGAGAUGAGUCGACUCAAGAUCCUGGAGGUCCUGGAGAAAACCAUCAGAGCCGCCUGGCCACGGAUGGAGUGUCGAGUUGGCGUGUUGCUGCGUUGCCUGUUGAAGUUGCUGGUUGACGUGUCCUCAGACUCUGAGCUCAGUGACUCAGUGAGACAGAAGCUGAUGAAUCAAACGUCUCUCUGCCUCAAACUGUUGGACGCCUGUUGUCAUGGAGACCUGCAGCCUCUCCUCCAGCAGGUCGACAGCAGCUGCUGCAGCUCCGAGGUGCUCAGUUGCCUAGCGACAGUCACUGUGACAACAGAGAGGUGACGCAGCAGCAGCACACCUGGAACACCUGAGAGUCUGACUGUGAGAUGCACUGAGAGCGGAGCUGCUGCUUCCUGACAGACAGGACUGAGGGCUGAGAGCACAGGAACAGCAGUGAGUCCAGCUGGUCCAGUCUGUGCUUCAGUCCCAGUAAACUCUCCUCGGCCUCCAGUCGUCUCACCUUCAGAUUCUCCUGCUGGUUCCACAAACUGCAGCGAAGACGAGCCUCAACGAGCAACGACACACAGUCAGUCAGGUUUAUUCUCUCUGACAUCACACACACUCACACACACACUCACACUCACACACUCACACUCACACUCAGGCUCUGUUUACACCUUUACAGACAUUUAUGAAAACAGAUAUUCUCCUCUACGUUUUGACCUCUCGUCCACACAAAGUGAGAUUUGAAAACAUCUUAAGUCCAGUUGUAACUCACCAGAUUCAUCACUGUAUAUGAUAUUAUAUCGAAUCUUUGGACAACCAAACGAUAUUUGCAGAUAUCACAGUCUGCCUUGAUAUGAUUUGAUUUGAGAAGAAGAAGAAAUCAUCUGAGCAUUUCACCCAGUUCUGCUCGUCACCUGUUAUUAGUGCUAACACUUUUACACUGCAUGAAUUAGCCUAGCAGCUAGCAGAGUUUUCUCCACUCUUCACUUCACAAAUUACAGGUAUUGUUUAUAUAUUUUCUUCCUCACUGUUGGUGUCAGUCUCUGCGUCCCCUGACACAACUGCUCGGUUGAAUAUCGGCUUGCGUGCAUGUUUUUUGAAACGUUGUUGAAACAGAGCAACUAAAGCUGAGUUGAGACUGCACGGUAUCAGCCUGAUUAUAACCUGACGCAGCCGUCGCACGGUGUCGGCUCGGAUCAUGAACGAGUGUUGUGCGUGAUAAUGCAUUGUUUAUCCCAUGUAGUGUGUCAUAGUAGAUCACAACUGAUGCUGCGUCUGGGACGCCUCACGACCGAAAGGAGGCAAGAAAGACAUUUUAAAACGAAGGUUGUGUGGACAGAAUUUUUUAUCUUAAAUGGAGGAAAAAUAAAUGUUUUCAAAAAUGUCUUCACACAUGUAGACAGGAGCUGUUUCUGUUCUCUGUCUCACAGUCACAUGUUUCAGGUGAAUGUCCAGUUUAGCUUAGCUUAGCACAAAGACUGGAGGUAAAGGGAAACUGUUAGCCUAGCUCCAUCAGAAGUGACAACAUCUACCUUCAGACCCAUCUGAGUCACAUGUUGUUUUAUUGAACAGGUGCAGACACACAAACGUAACAUGAGACACAUUUCAGUACAAUCAAAAACAGUCCCUCCCCAGUACUUAACAAAUUAUUUGUCAGGAUUCCCCCUCUUUGGACCACUCAUCCCCCCACAUAAAUAACAAACAGUCCCUAACCCUCUCUAAAGUCCAGAACUGCCAACCAGCUUGUUGGCUAACAGGAAACAACAUGUUGGUCAACAGAUAACUCCAAUGCUAACUGCUGCUAACAACAACAUCUCCUUUUUAUAUAUCUGUUUCCUGUUCAUCAAACAACAUGUGAAUCAGACUUUGAGUUA